UUUGUGAUCUUCGAUCAAGAAUACAUCUAUAAACGAUUAUAAUGAUGAUGAUGAUAGACAGGAAGACAACACUAAGGGAGAUCUAAUAUGCUGUAUAAGGUUUAUUGUUGCAUAAGUGUCACGAGGCAAACCGGAGCGCAUGCUUCGUCGUAGCCUAAAACUGUGCGUGAGCCAAGAGUAUAACAGGCAGAUUCGCACAACGGCGCAAUUUGUGUUUAGAGGAGAUUCAUUACCAGCUUCAUCUAAACUUUCACAUACGGUUCGAUUUUUAGUGUUGAGAUCGAACAUUUUUUGUUUUUAUACUCCUUUCUUCUUUUUCUUUCUACUAUCAAUCUACUUGUUUAUUUUACAUCCUCUACAAUUUCUCGCACAAAAUGGACAAGCAGGAGUUCAAAUUGGAAAUGCUUGUUGGGAGCUUUAUUGUUUAGAACAUGGUAUACAACCAGACGGGCAAAUGCCAUCUGAUAAAAUGCUCGGCGGAGGAGACGAUAGCUUUAAUACGUUUUUCAGUGAAACUGGGUCGGGUAAACAUGUGCCCAGAGCAGUGUUCGUUGACCUUGAACCUACCGUUGUCGAUGAAGUACGAACAGGAACGUAUCGACAACUUUUUCACCCGGAACAAUUGAUAACGGGUAAAGAAGAUGCCGCAAAUAAUUACGCUCGUGGCCACUACACUGUCGGCAAAGAGAUCGUCGAUGUUGUUCUAGAUCGUGUGAGAAAAUUAGUGGAUCAAUGUACUGGACUCCAAGGCUUUCUUAUAUUUCAUUCGUUCGGUGGUGGGACCGGCUCUGGUUUCACCUCUCUCUUGAUGGAACGACUUUCGGUAGACUACGGGAAGAAGUCUAAAUUGGAAUUCGCCAUUUAUCCGGCACCGCAAGUUUCUACAGCCGUAGUAGAACCGUACAAUUCGAUCUUGACUACUCAUACCACGCUCGAACACUCCGAUUGCGCUUUUAUGGUUGACAACGAGGCCAUUUACGAUAUUUGCCGUCGUAACUUGGACAUCGAGAGACCUACAUAUACCAACUUAAAUCGCUUGAUCGGUCAGAUCGUUUCUUCGAUCACCGCCUCAUUACGAUUCGAUGGUGCCCUAAAUGUCGACCUAACUGAAUUUCAAACAAAUUUGGUACCAUAUCCAAGAAUUCAUUUUCCUCUCGUAACUUAUGCACCAGUAAUAUCAGCAGAAAAGGCAUAUCAUGAGCAACUUAGCGUAUCAGAAAUUACGAACGCCUGUUUCGAGCCAUCCAAUCAAAUGGUAAAAUGUGAUCCUCGAAAUGGCAAAUAUAUGGCUUGUUGUAUGCUCUAUAGAGGCGAUGUCGUGCCCAAGGAUGUUAAUGCAGCUAUCGCUGCUAUAAAGACAAAACGUAGUAUACAGUUCGUUGAUUGGUGCCCUACAGGCUUUAAAGUAGGGAUUAACUAUCAGCCUCCCACUGUUGUACCCGGCGGCGAUUUGGCCAAGGUGCAACGUGCAGUAUGCAUGUUAUCUAAUACAACAGCUAUUGCCGAGGCAUGA
Messenger RNA from Vespa crabro (European hornet), 1513 nucleotides. Its product is annotated as tubulin alpha-1 chain-like. The transcript is spliced from 3 exons. Gene Ontology annotation, cellular component: microtubule; cytoplasm. Gene Ontology annotation, biological process: microtubule cytoskeleton organization; mitotic cell cycle. NCBI's taxonomy places the organism in Eukaryota, Metazoa, Arthropoda, Insecta, Hymenoptera, Vespidae. The coding region runs from base 140 to 1513 and encodes 457 amino acids. The record is from RefSeq and is a predicted model, not a curated record. Gene Ontology annotation, molecular function: structural constituent of cytoskeleton; GTP binding.